Messenger RNA from Emiliania huxleyi CCMP1516, 2262 nucleotides. RefSeq names its product voltage gated chloride channel (gene CLC-4). Gene Ontology annotation, cellular component: intracellular membrane-bounded organelle; membrane. Gene Ontology annotation, molecular function: voltage-gated chloride channel activity. Bases 1 to 2070 code for a protein of 689 amino acids. Gene Ontology annotation, biological process: transmembrane transport; chloride transport. Lineage: Eukaryota; Haptophyta; Isochrysidales; Noelaerhabdaceae. The record is from RefSeq and is a predicted model, not a curated record. The transcript has 6 exons.
AUGAGCCGCCGCACCUCCCGCCGGCCGCGCUUCGGCUCGGUCAGCCACAUGCACGAGGCGGGCGGCGGCGCGGGCAGCGUGCGCGAGGACAUCCAGGCGCUCGACUACGACAUCGACGAGUCGACGCUCUUCCACCAGGAGCUACUGCGGCAGCCGCUCGAGUACCGGCGGCGGCUCAACCUGUACCGGUGGCUCAUCUGCGGCGCCGUCGGCUGCGGCACCGGCGUCCUCGCCUUUGCCAUCGACUGCAUCUGCGAGCAGCUCUUCGACGUCAAGUUCUCGGUCGCGGCGCACGCGAUGACGCUCGCGCUGAGGGGCUCGGGGAGCUCGGCGGCCGCGUGGGUGGCCGGGCUGGCGACGAUGAGCGCGAUCAACCUGCUCUUCGUCUCGGUCGCCGUCGGCCUCGUCGUCUGCGUCUCUCCCGUCGCGGGCGGCUCCGGCAUCCCGGAGGUCAAGGCGUACCUUCAGGGCGUCAAGGUGCCGCGGAUGCUGCGCUUCGACGCGCUGCUCGCAAAGUCGGUGGGCGUGCUGUGCGCGGUGGCGAGCGGGCUCGUCGUCGGCAAGGAGGGCCCGAUGAUCCACAUCGGCGCCAUCAUCGCCGCCGGAGUCUCGCAGGGGUCCUCAAAGAGCCUCAACGUGCGCACGAUGUGGCUCAAGUCCUUCCGCAACGACCACGACAAGCGCGACUUCGUCUCGGCCGGAGCCGCCGCCGGCGUCGCAGCCGCGUUCGGCGCUCCAAACAGAGGGGCGGAGGCACGAGCACGGCUCAUCCACACCAUCUGUGCAUGCGUUUGGCGAACCUUCUUCUGCGCGCUCUGCUCGACCUUCACGCUCAACAUCCUCCUCUCCUCGCGCCGGACGGACCACUUCGGCGCCCUCUCCCACCCCGGCCUCAUCACCUUCGGCGCCCCGCCUCCGCUCCAAAGCAGCGCCUUCCUCCCCUCCGACUCGGACUGGGACCUGCGCGAGCUGCCCAUCUUCGUCGGCCUCGGCGUCGCGGGCGGGCUGGUGCUCGCCGUGACGCUGCUCACGACAUUCUUCGCCUUCUCGUUGCCGCUGCUGCUGCCGUGCGCCGACCACUUUGCGACGCGAAACAGCACUUCGCAUAGCGAGGCGCCGCACAUCAGGCUCAAGCGCUACCCGAUGCUGCCCGAGGAGCCGCCGCACGAGCGCGAGCGGCUGCAGGCCAAGCACGUGAUGGCCACCUCCAUCAAGUCCGUGUGCGACGUCGAGCGGGUGGGCAAGAUCAUCGACCUCCUCAACACCACCACGCACCACGGCUUCCCCGUCAUCGCCUCCUCGCAGCUCCAGCGCGCCCGCCCGGCCGACGGCAACCAAGGCACGCCCUUCCAGCGCAAGCCGCGCGUGCUCGGCAUCGUGCUGCGCGAGCAGCUCGUCACCAUCCUCGCCAAGCUCAAGGCGCACAACUGGGGCGCCCCCUCGCCCGGCCCCGACCCGCACGCCCUCGCCGCCGACGACUUCCUGCGGCCGUGGUUCAACGAGGCCGUCUCUGCCGACUCGGUCCGCAUGUCUGCCGACGAGCUCGAGCGGCGGAUCGACCUGCGGCCGUACAUCAACGAGGCGGCCGUCGUCACGGCGCAGAACUCGUCGCUCCGCCGCGUGUCGGCGCUCUUCCGCUCGCUCGGCUUGCGCCACCUGCUCGUGGUGGAGAGCUGCCCCACAAUCGUGGGCGUCGUCACGCGCAAGGACCUGCUCAUGGGCGGCGAGGAGUUCCUGCUGCCGGGCGGCGACUGCUGGCGCGACGACGAGGCGGAGGAGGACGUGCCCGCCCUCCACCGCGCGCCCGCCUCGUCGCCCGCGCGCCUGUGGCACUCGGCCUUGAGCCGCAUCACCAGCUCGAGGCGCAGCACGCAGCCGCGCGGGACGAGGCUCGCCAACGCGGCGCUCGACGCGAGGCUGGACGAGCGAGUGGCCGACGAGGCGGGGCUCCAGCCGCUCAGCGCGAGCGCCUUGCGCCCCAUCGCCAGCUCGGGAAGCAGCGAGGGCAGCGGGCGGGCGGGCGGAGGGAGCGACGGGAACGGGGGCGUCGCUGCACCGCCGAGCGAAUAGCUCCCCUCUACUAGUUACACUCGAGAGUUUGCUGGUUCCAGGAGCACUACUAGCCGUACAGUUGCGGGAGUCUACAAUUGCGCAGGAGAUUUAUGUAUGUAGCAUAUGCUCUGAGGUCACAGUAUGGGUUCGGCACCUGUUCACAGCAGUGUGAAGGUAUGGGAUGAGAAAAAGAAACUCCGGAGUACCAGU